AUGGCUUGGGCAAGCACUGGCACCCCUGCAUCCAUGGCGAAGGGAUUGAGGGAGUUUUUCGAAACUGGCGAAUACUCCGACCUUAUAGUCAAAUGCAGUAACGGAGACGAACUUAAGGUCCACAAGCUCGUUCUCUUCUCACAGAGCCCCGUGUUGAGGAAUGCAUGCGACCCACAAAAGGGGUUCAAGGAAUCCAAGGAGGGCGUCAUUGAGCUUAAUCAUGACAGCCCAGAAAGCGUCAAGGCCAUGCUUGAGUUCCUUUCGCUCGGUAAGCCUCCAGGCAAGACAUAG
Messenger RNA from Aplosporella prunicola CBS 121167, 291 nucleotides. RefSeq lists its product as uncharacterized. NCBI's taxonomy places the organism in Eukaryota, Fungi, Ascomycota, Dothideomycetes, Botryosphaeriales, Aplosporellaceae. Gene Ontology annotation, molecular function: protein binding. The record is from RefSeq and is a predicted model, not a curated record. The coding region runs from base 1 to 291 and encodes 96 amino acids. The transcript is spliced from 3 exons.